ACUAUUUGCAGGACAGUCCCGCUUAGAAGUCGUGCAAAGAAGCUCUGUAACAUGUGAUGCUUUAUUGUUGUUGCCGUCGAGGCCUGAAUACCUUUUUUCGGCCCACGCAGGGGCACAUCGCCGGCCUCGAUUUCCAUCGAAAGAGACUCCUCACCUCAGCCUCGACCUCGAAGCCAUGGAAACAUGAUAGCAUCGAGUUGCCUGUCGGAGUGAGUGGGCGCGUGAGGCUCGAUAUCUUUUCUCCGUACCGUCGCAUCGCAAAGCAGCAUGGACCACGAAAUCUACUCGUUCACCUCCCUCCUGGUCCUUCCAUAGAUACAACCGACACCGCGUCGAUCGACGUCCUCUCUCAGCUGCAAAACAGCUUCCCACCAUCGACAUCGCUUGUCUCGAUACAAUACAGGCUGGGGGAUGGCAUAGACACAGCGGUCUCGCCGGCGUGCUUUCCGGUGCCCGUCCACGACGUCUCAACCGCAUUCGAAUAUCUCACGUCUCCAACUUCUCCAAUCAAUGUGGACUACGAGGAGCCACCGAAGAUAUGUCUCUUGGGAAGCAAUAUAGGAGGCGCGCUUGCGACCAUGCUGGCCCUGACGGAACCGAAUGAAAUCCAUGCUCUUGCCGUGAUUGAACCAAUGGUCGAUUGGUCGGGAUUGGACGAUGUGGUCGAACAACUGCGCGCUAGUGAGACCUCCACCAUCCCACAGAAGAGGCAGAAACAGAGAGUCACAACCCGCUACGGUGUGGAGAACCAGGCAGUCAUGGCUGCGGCGGAAGAGCUGAUCAAAAUGCGCUCGAAGCUGUUCCAGACGCCGUCCGCAUACUUCGACCCAUUUGCAAGUCCUAUGCUGUUUCUUCGCGCCCCGGGUAAAGACACACCCCUGGCAACCCCAGUACCAGACCAGUGUCAGCUCGACAGCUAUGGGGGCUAUGACUCUCUUGGCCCCGCCACCCAUGACUCGCAGCGGUCCAGCUCUUCAACACUGACGAGCUCGUCAGGCUCACCGUACGACACGAGUGAGCCUUCAGGUGUUGAAACUGGUACCGAACCGAGCUCAGCAUCCACGAUCCAACCGCGCCGCCGAAAAGUUCUCAGGCGCUGGCCUGCUGUCGGGCUCCCUGAAUCCGUCACACUGCCUUAUGUGAACAUCUUCGUGCAUCCCCAAACUCCACGAAAUGCUCAACAGCCCGGCUCCGAGGCAGAAGAUCUUGGUAAAGGCCAUGCAGCUCUGAUGCGGGCCCAGGGACUCGAGAUGGCUGAACUAAUGCGGCGUGCUUGUUUUAUGGGGCGGGAGAAGAGUUUCGCUGAGGAGCGUGUCCAGGUCUAUGGACAGGGACAGGAUCAGCAGACGACGGGCGAGGUUGAGCAAGACUCUGAGCGCCGCGUUGGGAAAGAUAGAGUACAUCUACAUGAAGGAACGGCAUUGACGAAGGCAAAAUUACAACAAGGUGCAGUUGACUGGGUCGCGGGAAUGUUUGCGAGAAAUUAAGGGCGAGAUAAUUGACGCCUUCGUUUCUUCUUGUCGUCGAGCCAAGGCCACCGAACAGUUCAGUAUGUGCUGUUGAUAGAAUCUCAUGGUCGUUCCGUGAGAGGUCCUGUGAUCUACAUUCUUCACAAGGAUGAAAUUACCUGUUCUACCUUCCCCUUCACCAGGACAUGACAGAGGAUGCACCCGCACAGCUGUUGAGUGGAGCUCUAUACUUCUCGUACGAAGAUAGGAAAUUUGUCAUCAAUGAAGAAUCACCAAUUAUGACUACUACACAA
Molecule: messenger RNA, 1762 nt
Organism: Cladophialophora immunda
Lineage: Eukaryota; Fungi; Ascomycota; Eurotiomycetes; Chaetothyriales; Herpotrichiellaceae
Exons: 2
Coding region: 57-1487 (476 amino acids)
Source: RefSeq, a predicted model, not a curated record